AAACAUUUCCGCGCACGCGCAGACGCCGCGGGGUGACGGCAGCCCGGCUUAAUUUCGUCCUCCUCUCCGUGCCGUCCCGGUGCGGAGCGGCGCCAGAGCCGGACCCAGCUGACGCCCUGACGCCCUGACGCCGCAGAGAUAUGACCAACAAGCAGACAAGAGGCUCGUCAACCACCCACAUUUCAAUUCGGGGUCACAAGUUUGGAAAUAUCAUCCCGGUUCCGACUCUGUCUGCAGCUGCGCUAACGAGCCGCCUGGAGACCGCUUGAGGAGACCCUGGUCCUGGCCUAGACCCGUCCCGCCACGUAGCCCCGCCCACUGCCUGAACAUGUUUGCACCCACUCCCUACACUCAGAGGGCAUUCCGAUCCUCGGCCAACGAUGACCGCCAUGUCAUGGCCAAGCACGCCAGCAUCUACCCGGCCCCCAAGGAGCUGGAGGCGGUACAGACGAUAGUGUCCACGGUGGAGGAGGCCCUCAAGAAGGUCUCUGAUUGGCUGGAUGGCCCCGGGAGGUCCUCCGACGUGGGCGAUGCCAAAGUGGACGAGGACGCCACCAAGCUGGACGCCACGUCCACACUGUGCGGAGUGAACAGGGUGGGUCUGCUGUCCAAAGGCCUGCUGAUCAAAGACGACAUGGACCUGGAACUGGUUCUGCUGUGCAGACAGACACCCACCCGGCUGCUGCUCCGCACCAUCAGCGCCAAUCUGCCCCUUCAGAUCCAGACGUUGACGGAGGCCAAGUACGAGGUGCGCUCCUGCAUUCCCGAGGCCGCCAUUUUGGUGUGCAGCACUCAGGACCCACGCCUCAGCCUGAAGAUCACUCUGUCCUGCUCGGACACGAGGGCGGAGCCGAACGGCGCACAUCCAGUGGGGGCCGACAGCGAGACGCCGCCGAGCGAAGACGGCGACGACGGCGUCCUGGACGGCGAGAAGUGCCGGGCGGCGCUAGCCUCGCUCCGACACGCCAAAUGGUUCCAGGCCCGAGUGUGUCCUCUCAAGUGGUGUGUGCUGGUGCUCAGGCUGCUCGGAGACGUGUGCAACCGACUGGCGGCGUGGAGGCCGCUCAAAGGAUGGCCUCUGGAGCUCAUCUGUGAGAUGGCCGUGGCCACCUGCAGUGACCCCGCGGGGCCAGCGGAGGCGCUGCGACGCGUUUUGGAGUACAUCGCCUCGGGGAUUCUCCUCCCAGGAGGUCCAGGAGUCCAGGACCCCUGUGAGAAGGAGCCCACUGACACUGUAGGUCACCUCAGCGGCCAGCAGGCUGACGCCGUCACGCACAGUGCACAGCACGCUUUAAGACUCCUGGCCUUCGGACAGCUUCACAAGGUCUUGAACAUGGACCCCCUCCCCAGGGGCCGGCCGUCGUCAGGACUCGUGGAAGGCAGCCGUCAGAAGCGAGUCCGCGGCACCAAAGACGACAACCACGAAGACGGAGACCUGCUGAAGAGGAUGAGAGUGCUGGACUGGAGGAUGGCGGACCCCAACCACCCCAUGAACGCUCUCAUGCGCCUGAACCAGGUCAGGCCGGGCCUCCAGUACCGCCUUCUGUCCCAGUCCGGCCCGGUCCACGCGCCCGUCUUCACCAUGGCCGUGCAGGUCCAGGGACACGUCUACCGGGCCAGCGGGACCUCCAAGAGGAGCGCCAAGCUCCAGGUGGCCCUCAAGGCGUUGAAGGCUCUGGGCUGCGGGCCGAGCGGCGAGGCCGACUCGCUCAGUGCCGACGAGAAGUCUGACGGUGAAGGAAAGAACGACAGGAUGUCCAUCACGUCUUCCACCGACUCACAGGAAUCCAGAGCUCCAGGUCCCCUGCUGACGGCGAGAGGGAAAAAUCCCGUGAUGGAGCUGAACGAGAAACGCCGCGGCCUCAAGUACAAGCUGGUCUCCGAGAGCGGCGGCAGCUACGACAAGCGCUUCAUCAUGGAGGUGGAGGUGGACCAGCAGGUGUUCCGCGGCACGGGUCCCAACAAGAAGGCGGCCAAAGCCGGCGCCGCCAUGGCCGCCGUCAGCAGGUUGUUUGCCGGGUCCAAGUGUGCGGGCGCUAAGAAGAAGAGAGUCAUCCCGCCGCCAAAGCGACCUAUGACCUCGGGGCUGACGCUCCCGCCGCUGGCCGCGGGGCCCUUGCAGGUGUCCCUCGUCCCCAGAGCGCCCUUCGCCAGCAUGCAGCCCCCCCACCCAUACCUCCCCUCAGGCUUUGGUUCUCCGUUUGGCUUCAGCCCCGCCGGACCCCUGCCAGGAUACGGCCGUCUGUACCGGGACGGCGCCUUCUACCAGCCGCAGACUUUGGCCCCGCCCAUCAUCAUCCACCUGGGCCCUCAGGACCUUUUCUGACAGACUCUGUCGCCACGGAGACGACGGGGUUGAAAAACCAAAAGCAAUAAGGAGGACGACGCCCCCUUUCUGUCACAUGACCGUGUGGUAACUUUUUCCAAUCAAAGCAAUACUUCCCAACAUGUGAAUAAAUACUUUUACUGUUAGCGUGUUUAGAAAACUGUCAUGUAGACUCGUCUAGUGCAGGGGGGCCCCAAACUUCUUCCACCGAGGGCCACAAACUCACCAAUCAAAACAUGCGAGGCCAUUUUGCUAGUUUUCACCUCCAAACUCGGUACAAAAUAUAGUUUUUUUUUCUUACAAAGGGUUAGAAAAAUGCAAUUUUUGGUCAUAAGUUUGUGAGUGCCGAAGAGCUAAAGCAGAACCGAAAUGCUAACAGUUAGCAAGCUGGCCAGAUAUCGUCAAGUAGCAAAAAAUAUGAGCAAAAUUAUCUAAAUAAAAUACUAGCAUGCUAACACUACUAUGCUAAUAAUAGCAUUUUUACAGUUAGCAUUAGUGAAACACCAAAAUAUAAGAUAUUGUGGUAUAUACCUGUUAAAUUAGCUUAAAAAGCUCGCAUGCUAAUAGUUAGCAAGCUGGCCAGAUAGCGUCAAGUAGCAAAAAAUACGAGCAAAAUUAUCUAAAAAUACUAGCAUGCUAACAGUACUAUGUUAAUAAUAGCAUGUUUACAGUAAGCAUUAGUGAAACACCAAAAUAUAGGAUAUCGUGGUGUAUACCUGUUAAAUUAGCUUAAAAAGCUAACAGUUAGCAUGAGUGAAACAGAAAAAUAUAGAACGUUGAGGUGUGUACCUGCGAAAUUAACUUGAAAAGCUAGCAUGCUAAUAUUGACAUGCUUACAGUUAGCAUCAGUGAAACGCCAAAAUAUAUGACAUUGAAGUGUGUACCAGUUAAAUUGAUUUUAAAAAAGGUAGCAUGCUAAUGACAACAUGCUUACCGUUAGCAUUAGUGAAACCAAAAUUUAGGACAUUGAGGUGCGGACCUGUUUAAUUAGCUUGAAAAGGAGAGUUCCCUCGGGAAAAUUUUAAAAAAUUUGAAUAUGUCAAGUACCAAAAUAUAUUACUCAAAGAUGUGUAAUUGAAAAAUGUGUUUAAAAUGCUAGGAUGCUAACAUUAGCAUGCAUCAAAAAUCUAAAUAUAAAAUUACCUGAAAAAAGUCUAGCCUGCUAAUAGCUAUCAUUCGUCAAGAAACUAAAUAUUUGACGCUGAUUUGUGCACUGGAAACAUCUGUUUAAUAUGCUAAGAUGCUAAUAUUAGCGUGCUAGCGAUUGUGGAAAUGGCCCCCCCCUGGCCGCACUUUGGACCCCCCUGUUCUACUGCAGUGAAAUAUUGACCGUUUAUCGUGGAUAAAUUGUACAUUUUAUAAGUGUUGCUGUUUUUUUAUAACCCUGGCGCGAGUGGAACAUCCGCCACGUCAUAGCGGAUCUACAUGCGGCCCACUUGUGCCCCCUAGUGGCCGUGGUUCAUGCCUUCAUGUUUGUGGAAUAAAAACGGACUAAAUAU
Messenger RNA from Nerophis ophidion (straightnose pipefish), 3825 nucleotides. Its product is annotated as spermatid perinuclear RNA-binding protein-like. Gene Ontology annotation, molecular function: double-stranded RNA binding; single-stranded RNA binding. The transcript is spliced from 18 exons. Gene Ontology annotation, cellular component: precatalytic spliceosome. Bases 329 to 2326 code for a protein of 665 amino acids. The record is from RefSeq and is a predicted model, not a curated record. NCBI's taxonomy places the organism in Eukaryota, Metazoa, Chordata, Actinopteri, Syngnathiformes, Syngnathidae.